Messenger RNA from Colletotrichum godetiae, 1321 nucleotides. RefSeq lists its product as uncharacterized. The record is from RefSeq and is a predicted model, not a curated record. Bases 366 to 1154 code for a protein of 262 amino acids. The transcript has a single exon. Lineage: Eukaryota; Fungi; Ascomycota; Sordariomycetes; Glomerellales; Glomerellaceae.
CCGCUUGUGGCGUUAGUAUGAUACUCUCCAGGUACUUGAUGGUUUUCUGGACCAAUUGAUAUCAUGGGAUUGGAACACACAAUCAAGGUGGGAUGCGUUGUUGUUUUACCAAUCCAAUCUACCUACCAUUCUUUUAGUUGCUGAUGCUGAUGCCGGUGCUGCUUGGGACAAGUCCGGCCCAUGUUGUGCCAUUCCAAGACCCAAGACUCAAGCUCGGAUGGGAUGGGAUGCAAGCGCAGGCUGCAUUGUCUGACGGCUCUGUCGUGGCGUUCGAUAUCCCUCCCCUUCCUUCCCACUACUUUUUUGACACCUCAACUUUGUCUGUGCUCUGACCUCCAUCAUCUUGUCCGUAUCUCGGGCAUCUCAUGAUGGACUACUCAUCAAUAACUUGUUUCUCUCAAUUCCAGCAACACUCUCACCUCAUCCAUAUCCAUUUCUUCAGCGGGUCUUGGCUGGUGGUGUCACUUUCCAGCAGACAGACCGGACCGAUCAACGACUCAAGUAGAGCAGGCAUUAUCAAGGGUCAGGAAUUGUCAGGUAUGGAGGGGCAUGGAGGGGCAGCUUUUUCCCUUGGUUUCCAGCGAGAAAAAAAAAAGUCAGCUACGGCACCUUAUCCCUGGUCCCUGCUCCUUGCUGGCCUGCCACCCUGCCCCUCGUUACAUCACUCUCGCAGCUACCCCCCGGUCCAGCAGCAGCAUCAGGUCCGAUACCCUCGUCGACUCACCUUUGGCGGCUUGCCUUUGCACGCUUUGCUCGCUCUCACACCUCUCUCUCACACUGCCACUGCCACCUCCAUGCAACAACCACCGUGGCACCGUAGUCCACGCCAAAUUUCUGGCGCCUUUUUUAUGCCAUCUUCUCACCGGUCCGGUUUAUUUUGGUGGAUUUUUGUUAUUAUUAACAUCCUCAACUGGAUUCAAGACACGACAUGCCACAGGGUUCAAACAGCUCAUUCGCGCACACCUCACCAUUCAUCUCGCGCCAAAGCUCCCACGGCCCCCCCUCCUCCGCCUCCCCUCCACCCUACCUAUUCUGAGGAAAGGUACCUUACCGUAUGGUCCGCUCGCUCGCUCCCACCGCACUCUCUUACUCAAAAGUCUAGCUCAGCUUACCUCAAGAUAUCGAACAAAAAAAAAAACCCCCCAGGUCCAUAAAUCACUCAAUGCUCCAUCGCUCAACCCGCCAAGCUCGACUGAGCCCAGCUAAUGAAACACGUUGCCUGGUGCAUGAGGCACUUCCAGCCUCGACUCGACCGAUUUUAGCUUAGAGAGAUAUGAUGAUCGAGAAGGCCCGUUUACGACUCCGUUCUCGGUCACCCCCA